Truncatella angustata is the source of this 3314-nucleotide messenger RNA. RefSeq lists its product as uncharacterized. The coding region runs from base 448 to 3087 and encodes 879 amino acids. Gene Ontology annotation, biological process: regulation of DNA-templated transcription. The transcript is spliced from 2 exons. Lineage: Eukaryota; Fungi; Ascomycota; Sordariomycetes; Amphisphaeriales; Sporocadaceae. Gene Ontology annotation, molecular function: zinc ion binding; DNA-binding transcription factor activity, RNA polymerase II-specific. The record is from RefSeq and is a predicted model, not a curated record.
AACCAGGCCUCCAUCAGAGAGUGAAAAACUCCAGUGACUCCCCCGGACAGUGAGAUUGGUUUGUUUCCUCUUCUCUUCACUUGCUCAUCCACCAUACACUCUAGAGAUCCGGAAGGUAUUCCCAUCUCGAGCCAGGCAUCGUUCAUCAAUUGUUACGGCUUGUGCUCCCGACAAGUAGUCCUUGGCAUUGUCAGCAUCCGCUACAAUCAACUGUCAUUGCCCUUACCACUCACUACUCGACGAUUCGGCAAAAGUCCGAAUAUCCUGAUAGAUAGGCAAUCAAUCCGUCUAUACUACUAGUAGUAUCGCUUAUCAAGUUGGCGCAACCGGCAUUUGCUUGUCGUAUCUCCUACGCCGGUGAAUCCGUGCAACAAACUUGUCCCGACUUAACACGCGAUAUUCAAGGUGUAUUCUUUCCAUACCGAGACCACCAAAAUCUACGCUCCAAUGUCUUCCAUGUCCCGAAACAGCUCCUCAUCCAACUCCUCUUCCAGCUCCCUAAUGAGUUUCUCCGUCUCUCAGCCUGCUCUGGGAGCCCCUUUGCAGUUCUUCCCCGAGAUGGGAUCUGCGCAAUUGGAUGAGCUGAUCGAUGCCUACAUCCCUGGGCCAGCUUUGAUACUGGACAAGCGCAGAGACGUAACCGUGGAGUUCUUCAACCAUGCCAUGGCAACUGGUGAAAACUUCAAGUUCUUCCUCGUCUGCCCUGCUGUAACCUCGAGCACUGCAUCUCCAGCUUCCACCAUUCAGGAUUCUGGAUAUGGUUCCACCUCCAAUACGUCUCCCAACAUGACCAAUGAUAACGUAUGGAGACAGUCCUUCGACGGUGAUAGCUGGCCUUUGGCUGCUCCCAAGAAGGCACGGAAAUCCGGGAAGAAGGCAGGCUCUUCAUCUUCUCGGUCACAUGCCAGCGACUUCUCUCACAUUCCUGGCAUGAAGAUCAUGACAAAGGAGGGCCUUGAUGUCACAAACUCAGCAUCUCGGGGUUGCAAAACCAAGGAGCAACGUGAUCAUGCUCAUCUGAUGAGAGUCCUCAAGGCCUGCGACUCUUGCAAGAGAAAGAAGACCCGCUGCGAUCCUAGCCACAAACGAGGUUCCUCCACGGAUAUCUCUUCGGAUUCCAAGGUGUCCAAGAAGGCCAGGAAGUCUAGAGCACCACCUUCCCAAAAGCCACCUAGUAGCAGUGCGGCUAUGAAAUCAGACGCCCUCACAUUCGACUCUUUAACACGUGAAUCGCUAUCUUUUGAUGCUAGCUUCAUGAUCACCUCUGAACUCUCCAUGGACGACUGGGAUCAGUACAUCAAGUACGAUGAGGAGGUCAACGACGCAAUUCCCCAAGAUUACGACUUUUUCUUUGAUCCUGCGACAUACUACUCGCCAAUUACUGAGAACUCCGCAUCGGCAUCAUCAAGCCAAGUUCUCACACCUGCAAGCGGCCUAGAAGUUGGCAGCGGCGUUCAGUUUGUUGGCGCUGACCUACUGGGUGUAGGCGACAGCCAGCAGCCAAUGCUACCAUACCUCGACGGUGGCGUCGAUGUCGGCAACAAUUACGUCGAUUUCGCUCUAUACUCGCCAGGCUCUACAUACCUAGAUGACGAACUUGAGCCAUCCAAGGAUGUUGCCGGUCCACGGGGCCCCGACAUCUACCAUCGCCAGGCCUCAUCUAGUAGUCACAAGCCGGAUGUACGCUCUACACUACUUGGCGGAGUAGCUGCAUCACCUCAUGGCGAAGCGCGCCUUCAAUCUCAAGAUGGCCUACUCCAUGACCAGGCUGACCACAAUGCAUAUGCACUCGGAAACACGGGCAACGCCUUUGUAAAGGAGGGAGUUGUGCAGUCUGAUCAGAACUACAGAGAUCCUGGCCACGAUCGAAAUCAACUCUCGGAGCACUCGAGCAGUGCUGGCUCGACUGCAAGGUCACGUACCAGCUCCCCGGCAGGUACGCCUGAGUCACGAGUUCCUUGUGAGACAAUUUCAUCCAGUGGGUUAUCGCUAGGAGGGCUUCCACCGCGACUCCAGACGGUACCGGUUGCAUCUGGCAACAGCGUCCGACAGACUGUAUUUGUCGACGACAUUGAACGAAGGCACUUGAGACAAUCGUUACCCGCGAUAAAUGCUGGCGGCAACGGACUGGUAACUGCGCCAAUUCUAUCAUCACCAGAAAGGACGCCAACUACAGGUCUUGUGACUACUGCGACUACUGCGUCUACUGCGACUACUGCGACUACUGCUACUGCCACAAGUGUCUAUGCUGCCCACGUACCAAGUAACGACAAACAACAGCAUGUCAGUAGCGUCACUCAACGACCACUGCCCGAGGUUCGUCAUCAACGUCGUCCCGAGGACUCCGCCUUUGGUAGAGCAUCAGAAGGCAUUCUGUUUACUGGUGCACAUGACGCAGCCCAGACAGUCAUGGCCACUACAGACGUAGUUGCCAAUGGUAUUACUCGUGCCAGACUCACUGUUGGCCCGGAUCGCGUUGUACAAAGUAUUGCAGUAUCGCCGGGCAGGACCUUGUCCAGUUCUGGCGACGCCUGUGUUCAGAAUGGCGCCAUGUCACAAGCAGCGACAUUUUCUCAAGCUACGAGUUUGCCAGUUGUUGGAAUCAACGACGGAACUCAGACUGGACUGUCCCUAGUCCAGGGACCACUUGCCGCAACUAUCUUGUUCGGCCUCGAGGCUAUAUCUCUGGCCCGUAGUGGAAAUGUUGGCAUUGCUACAUAUCGUGCUCUAUCUUCGCUGGCUAUACUGUCAAGCUUGGCCGUCGUGGCUAUGGCUAUUGGUCAAGGCGUAUCUUCACCAUCAUCGUUGGAUCGUGGCCAACCCCUAUCCCUUUCCAGCGCACUGUUUGUCGCGCUGUCAUUUGUUGUGGCAUCGGGAAUGUCGCAACAAUACUCCGUCCCUUGUACCAACAAACCGAAGUUCUUCACAAAAGCGCUUGACCUCGCCAGGCGACUGCCUAGCAUGGCCCUUAGCAACGUCAAGCCGAAGACCCAAAGAAUCCAGUGUGAACUUUUGGACUUCAAACACAGAUCACUAGGGCCCGCGUCCAGCAAUAUCGCUCUCUCGCAUUUGGGAAUGGUGUUUUAAGUGAAAGGUGUCUCGGAUACCGAAGCUUGGAUUUGUUUUACCUUUUUGAGGACUAAAGAGGCCUCUUGUUUAAGUAUCAUCCUGCAUAGCGUUGCGUUUUGGAGCAGAUAGCAUAUGGCUGCUUGAGGAAGAGAAGCAUUUGACGGAGGAAUGCAGAGUGGUUGGAAGUCGAUCCAAUUGAUGUAAAAUAUUAGCCUUAUAGAAUUGAAACGACUUUCAGCCGUUCA